Oncorhynchus masou masou (cherry salmon) is the source of this 584-nucleotide messenger RNA. RefSeq lists its product as uncharacterized. The annotation marks the transcript as partial. NCBI's taxonomy places the organism in Eukaryota, Metazoa, Chordata, Actinopteri, Salmoniformes, Salmonidae. The transcript has a single exon. The record is from RefSeq and is a predicted model, not a curated record.
UGAAUCCAGUGGUGUAUGACUCUGUGCCAGUGAAUCCCGUGGUGUAUGACUCUGUGCCAGUGAAUCCAGUAGUGUAUGACUCUGUGCCAGUGAAUCCAGUGGUGUAUGACUAUGUGCCAGUGAAUCCAGUGGUGUUUGACUCAGUGCCUGUGAAUCCAGUGGUGUACGACUCUGUGCCAGUGAAUCCCGUGGUGUAUGACUCUGUGCCAGUGAAUCCAGUGGUGUAUGACUCUGUGCCAGUGAAUCCAGUGGUGUAUGACUCUGUGCCAGUGAAUCCAGUGGUGUAUGACUCUGUGCCAGUGAAUCCAGUGGUGUAUGACUCUGUGCCAGUGAAUCCAGUGGUGUAUGACUCUGUGCCAGUGAAACCCGUGGUGUAUGACUCUGUGCCAGUGAAUCCAGUGGUGUAUGACUCUGUGCCAGUGAAUCCCAUGGUGUAUGACUCUGUGCCAGUGAAUCCAGUGGUGUAUGACUCUGUGCCAGUGAAUCCAGUGGUGUAUGACUCUGUGCCAGUGAAUCCAGUGGUGUAUGACUCUGUGCCAGUGAAUCCAGUGGUGUAUGACUCUGUGCCAGUCUACCCUCAAUAA